AUGCGUUCCUGCUCCAGGUUUUAUCACCGUUCCUGCUCCAUGUUUUAUCACGUGUUCCUGCUCCAUGUUUUAUCACCGUUCCUGCUCCAGGUUUUAUCACGCGUUCCUGCUCCAGGUUUUAUCACCGUUCCUGCUCCAGGUUUUAUCACACGUUCCUGCUCCAGGUUUUAUCACCGUUCCUGCUCCAGGUUUUAUCACACGUUCCUGCUCCAGGUUUUAUCACCGUUCCUGCUCCAUGUUUUAUCACCGUUCCUGCUCCAGGUUUUAUCACGCGUUCCUGCUCCAUGUUUUAUCACCGUUCCUGCUCCAUGUUUUAUCACGCGUUCCUGCUCCAGGUUUUAUCACGCGUUCCUGCUCCAGGUUUUAUCACGCGUUCCUGCUCCAGGUUUUAUCACGCGUUCCUGCUCCAGGUUUUAUCACCGUUCCUGCUCCAGGUUUUAUCACCGUUCCUGCUCCAGGUUUUAUCACCGUUCCUGCUCCAGGUUUUAUCACGCGUUCCUGCUCCAGGUUUUAUCACCGUUCCUGCUCCAGGUUUUAUCACGCGUUCCUGCUCCAGGUUUUAUCACCGUUCCUGCUCCAGGUUUUAUCACGCGUUCCUGCUCCAGGUUUUAUCACCGUUCCUGCUCCAGGUUUUAUCACGCGUUCCUGCUCCAGGUUUUAUCACCGUUCCUGCUCCAGGUUUUAUCACCGUUCCUGCUCCAGGUUUUAUCACCGUUCCUGCUCCAGGUUUUAUCACCGUUCCUGCUCCAGGUUUUAUCACGCGUUCCUGCUCCAGGUUUUAUCCUUUCUCCAGCGUAGUGACACUGUAGCGCUGAGGAUACAGGAGCUGAAACAUAGAAAGUUCUAGUAGAGUGAGGAGCAGUUCCUAUAAUAAAUACACACAAGAGGAACUAAGGUGUCGCUUUCACAACGGUGAACCGUCCCGAGUUUUACCUCUGAGCCUGAUUCGUCCUCCUCUCGGGGCCUGAUGGAGGAGCUCGGUGCUUCCCCUCUCACUCGGUGCUUUUUCUGUCUAAAAUCUAGAGAUCAUUAUAUAAAAUCCCAGGAGCUCAACAGCUUCUGAAAGUCAGACCACGAGUCUGGAACCAACCACCAUUUCACAGUCUGAUGUCUGAUCUUAACAUCAUCCCUGAAACUGCUGAAACCUUAUCAGAUAAAUAACAUGCCGGAGUGUGUGUGUGUAUGGGUUCCUAAUAAAUUGGCCAGUGUGUGUACGUUGCAUUAGGUCUCACAGUUUGUGUGUGUGUGUGUGUGUGUGGGCAGGAGGCCUUAUGGAGGCCAGUCCAGCUUGAUUAUUUUCCUGUAACAGCUCAAGCUCAGGUGUUUUAUUCCUCCUCUCUCUCUCUCUCUCUCUCUCUCUCUCUCUCUCUCUCUCUCACUCUCUCUCUCUCUCUCACUCUCUCUCUCUCUCUCUCUCUCUCUCUCUCACUCUCUCUCUCUCUCACUCUCUCUCUCUCUCUCUCUCUCUCUCACUCUCUCUCUCUCUCUCUCUCUCUCUCACUCUCUC
Molecule: messenger RNA, 1507 nt
Organism: Hemibagrus wyckioides
Lineage: Eukaryota; Metazoa; Chordata; Actinopteri; Siluriformes; Bagridae
Exons: 2
Coding region: 1-798 (265 amino acids)
Source: RefSeq, a predicted model, not a curated record